This is a messenger RNA of Dothidotthia symphoricarpi CBS 119687, 2353 nucleotides long. RefSeq lists its product as uncharacterized. The transcript is spliced from 4 exons. The coding region runs from base 153 to 2243 and encodes 696 amino acids. NCBI's taxonomy places the organism in Eukaryota, Fungi, Ascomycota, Dothideomycetes, Pleosporales, Dothidotthiaceae. The record is from RefSeq and is a predicted model, not a curated record.
CCGCGAUCCCUCGCUAUCACUUAUGCAUCCGCCCGGCGGUAAGCACCCAACAAAGUCCACUCCCUGAAACAGUGCAAACGAACAGACUUUCUCAACCGGAAUUUCUCAGUACGCACGGGAAUCACUCCUUACUUCCACAAAGAAUACGCAUCAUGGCUCAUGAUGAUUUUCAUCUUGCCCGCGAGGUCGUUGAGUUGUCCGAUGAUGAGGAUGAGUUUGGGUACUCCGACGCGCAAUUUCAACAAGCGCUUGAUGGCAUCUCCGAUACAUACGACGAAACUUUCGACGAUAUCAACGCUCAAUCCAACACGUACUACAGCGCCAAUGAUCGCGAGAUCAUCGACUUGACGGCCAUUCCAGACAUCGAUGUACCGCCAUCUGAUGCCGGAAUUCCCGUAACAGACGAUGAACCCGCCGCUUCUAUAGAUUCAGACUGGGGCGGCGAUACCGACCUGAUCACCGACGCAGCGUGUAUGCAGAUGGUCCUGAAUGUUUUUCCAGACAUCGCUGCAGACCACGUUUUGGACUUGAUCAAGGAGAAGACCACAGAUGCGACGCGGACCAUGGCACAAUGCGAGAGGAUCAUCACUGAGCUCCUUGACGCAGAGACGUAUCCGAAAGAGUCCGAUGAAGUCAGCAAGAAUCUCAAAAGGAAGAGAGAGCCUAGUGACGAGCUGAGUGAAUACGAGAAGGGUCAGCGGGAUCCUAAGAUUCCCCAGUAUGAGCAAGAUGCGGUGGAUUUGCUCAAAGACGAGUUUCUUGAUAUUCCAGUUCGAUACAUCACAAACGUGUUGAAGAAACAGAAGACGCUGUUCAAAAGUUACGAGAUUCUAGAGGAGCAGUUGCAGAAUCAUCGCAAGAUUCAUUUGUCAUUCUCGAAAAUCGGCAAGAAGCGCAUCAAACGCGGUGUGGAACAGAUCUUGGUUGAGCGUGGGAGUCAGCUUCCAAAGGAACUUCACGCCGCGAAGAAGAAGAACAAGGACGAGACUGCCAAGCGCACUGAAGCCGAAAAAGCGGAGCAAGCGGAGAAAGACAACCUACAGCAAGCAGAGAUGAACAACGAGAUGGGCGAAUGUCAGUGCUGCUUCGGCGACUUCCCCCUGAACCGAAUGAUAUGCUGCAACGGUGAUAAUGUUCAUUUCUUCUGCAUGGACUGUCCCAAGCAGUACAUCGAAACUGAGAUGGGAAUGUCUCACUGCAGGCCAGUCUGUUUUGCAACCGACAAGUGCAAGGGCACUUUUAGACGUCAUCAGUUUCAACAGGUCUUGAGCGAGAAGACGUUCGAGCGGUUGGAGCAUAUGCAGCAGCAGCAAGACCUAGCUGCCGCCGGACUCAGUUUUCUUUCGGAAUGCCCCUUUUGCGACUUCAAGAUGGAGUGCUUGCCACCGGAAGUUGACAAAGAGUUUCGUUGCCAGAACCAGAAGUGCGGCAAGACCAGCUGCAGACUGUGUCAGAAGGAGACACAUAUCCCACUCAGCUGUGAAGAAGUCAAGAAGGACGGGCAAAUCACAUUGCGGCAUAUCGUCGAAGAGGCGAUGUCUGCGGCGCUGAUUCGACACUGCAACAAGUGCAAGCAUCCGUUUGUGAAGGAUCUUGGCUGCAACAAGAUGACAUGCUCGCAUUGUAGGAACGUGCAGUGUUACGUCUGCUCGACGAACGUAAAAAACUACAACCAUUUUGGCGACGUAGCAGCAGGGCUCUGUCCACUUCAUGAUAACAUCGAAGACCGCCACGAGCAAGAAGUCAAGAAAGCAGCCGACGCAGCCAUGGCCAAAGUCCAAGCCGAGAACCCACAGCUUUCUGAAGCCGACUUGAUGAUCCAGGUAUCCGACCGUGUCAAGCUUGCAGAAGAUGAGCGCAAGACCCGAGCCGCAGCUCAAAACAAUGCCUUUCCGUAUCACAUGCUUGACGGGCAGAUUGCGCAUCGAGGUGCCGCAGCAGGACACCUACUUCGAGUUCCACCACCAGUGUACGUAGCCCCCUACCAGCUUCCCUUCGCAGUUGUUCCUGCGCUGCCCUUCAACAACAACCCCUUCUUGCCAGCAGCUCCUCAACCUCCCUUUGUACUGCCGCAGAAUCAGCAUAACCAGUACUGGCUUGCUCCCCGGCAGCAACAACAACAACAACAACAGCAACCGCAGCCUUACCAGUAUGUACACAACUGUCCGCACUGGCCGCUGUGUCCACACCACCACCACCAUCAUCACAACCAGAAUCACAACCACCAUCCGCACCCCUACUAACUCACCACACCCCCUCCAGACCCCGCGUGGGCGCAUUCUUCGACCCCCUCGCCGCCCUUGCACCCGCCCAAAAUCUCCACGAAGACGUCCACCAACGAAUCCAACGAGCC